This is a messenger RNA of Corythoichthys intestinalis (scribbled pipefish), 3100 nucleotides long. RefSeq names its product forkhead box protein G1-like. Bases 335 to 1567 code for a protein of 410 amino acids. The transcript has a single exon. Gene Ontology annotation, cellular component: nucleus. NCBI's taxonomy places the organism in Eukaryota, Metazoa, Chordata, Actinopteri, Syngnathiformes, Syngnathidae. Gene Ontology annotation, molecular function: DNA-binding transcription factor activity; sequence-specific double-stranded DNA binding. The record is from RefSeq and is a predicted model, not a curated record. Gene Ontology annotation, biological process: regulation of transcription by RNA polymerase II.
GAGAACAAGACAAAUCCAAAGAAGAAAAUAGAAGUUGUUGUUGUUCAGGCUCCUCCUUAAUUACUAAUUUCUCUCGUGCGCGCGCGUGUGCGCGUCCCCUCUCUUUCUCUCUCUCUCUUUCUCUCUCUCUCAUCCCCUUGCGCGCAGUGCGCUCGCGCUGUCACUCAAGUAGUUUCCCGCCAGGACAGCACAGGACGGGACAGGACGGGACGGGACGGGACGGCAGGCGGACACGAGGGGACUUUUCUUCUGGUUGCUAUACGGUUUUUCCGUAAAAGUGGGCUCGCUGCUAACUUUUUUUUUUUUUUUUUUUCCUGGGGGUGGGGGUGCCGGCAUGGAGGACGCGAAGGAGCCGGUGAGAUGUUCGUCGUCGUUCAGUAUCAAAAGCCUCUUGCUGCCGUCCAAGUGCGAGGCUCGCGCCGACUCUUUCGCUUCCGGGACGCCGCUUCUCGAGCCUCUUUCCCCGGGCUCCGACGCCGAGAGGUCGCCGGGAGGAGCCGGGGGCUCGGACCCGGACAAGGCGCCGCAGGAGGACGGCAUUAAGGCGGAGGAGUCGGCUGCCGCACCUGAAGACACCGGUACCGGCACCGGUUCGUCGUCGGCGGCCAAGAACGGCAAAUACGACAAGCCGCCCUUCUCGUACAACGCGCUGAUAAUGAUGGCGAUUCGCCAAAGCCCCGAGAAGCGCCUGACGCUUAACGGCAUCUACGAGUUCAUUAUGAAGAACUUCCCCUUCUACCGCGAGCACAAGCAGGGUUGGCAGAACUCCAUCCGCCACAAUCUGAGCCUCAACAAGUGCUUCGUCAAGGUGCCGCGUCAUUACGACGACCCGGGCAAGGGCAACUACUGGAUGUUAGACCCCAGCAGCGACGACGUCUUCAUCGGCGGCACCACCGGCAAGCUCCGCCGGCGCUCGGCCACCUCGCGGGGGAAGCUGGCCAUCAAGCGCGGCCUGCGCUUCGCCCCGCUCGGCUUGGGUGUCAACGAACGACCGGGCAACCCGCUGUACUGGCAGAUCUCGCCCUUCCUCUCCCUGCACCACCACCAUCACCACGCGCACGCGCACCCGCACUCGCACCCGCACCCGCACUACAACGGCUCGUCGCCGGCUUUCCUCAACCAGGCGGCCGGCUACGGUUCGCUGCUGCCCGGCGUGGAGCAGCUGGCCAACGGGGACUUGAGCCGCGGCGGAGGCGGCGGCGGCGCGCUCGGACUCACGAACUCGUACGGCGUCGGCGCAUCGCUGCUGUCCGCGGCGCCGAGCUACUUCGUCUCGGGGAGCCAGCCGCCGGGCCCGCCCGGGGGUGCCGCAGCUCCGCCGCCGGCCCCGCACCUGCAGCAGGGCGCGACCGGCUACGGGGGGCUUUCGAGCGGCGGGAACGGCGGCGGCAGUCCACCGCACUCACACUCGCACCCGCACUCGCACCCGCACUCGCUGCUCUCGGACUCGCUGAGAAGCGGCUCGGUGGCGGCCUUCUCGCAGUCGGCCGUGUCGGCUGCGGCGGCGGCCUUCCCGGGCGUGCUGGGCCACCAGAAAAGGGUCACCCCCAGCGCCUUCCUAAACUGAAACAGAAAACCACCCACCCGACCCUGUUUUUUUCUCGGUCACCCAACCGACCGACAAAAAAAAAAAAAAAAAAAAAAAAAAAACUAUAAAUCUCUAUUUAAAAGUAUGGAAGUCGCUUAAUCGGCUCCCGACUGAUUUCUUUUGUUGAGCAAAAAGGGACAAAGUUGGGUUGCCUAAGGCGAUCAAAAAGUAUAUUUAUAUCCACUUGCUUGUUAUUUAUGAGAAGCUUUUUUGUAUUUAUUGUAUUUAAAAUGUCUAUGAUGCGGCCUCAAAGCGGACAAACUAUUAUUUAUUAAAUAUUAGUAUAGCGGCAGACAAUCGACUUUUCGGCAGGAAUUGUUAUAACAAUAUGAUACAACACUACUCGUAAACGAGCCUUAAAUGUGCGAAGACAAUUAGGGUUAUGCAAAACAAUCUCUUUUUACUAUUAUUUGAAUUCUCAGGUCAUCAUGCCUCGAAUCAUUUUCACGGAAUUCUGCAGAACUUUAAAAACUCAUCACGCGUGUAAAAUUAACGCAUAAAAACGCUUUGUCUUAUGUGUGUGUGAGGAAGUGGGGGUGUGUGUGCGCGCGUGUGGGAGUGAGUGAGAUUUUCACCGAGGGCAGCUGUACUAAAUGAAAAAAAAUAUAUAUAUAAAUUAUUAUGAAGUAUUAGUAACUCAUUAGCGCCAUUGACGGUGAUAGACGUCCAAAAACAAAUGCUCAUUUACUGUACACCAGCCUAGUUCAAAUGGAUUGGGAUGUCUAAACGCAUUGAUGUUAUUAUUAUCAUUUUUUUGGUCUAGAAUUGAAGAUUGGACGUCUAUGAUCGUCAAUGGCACUGAGAGAGUUAACUCUCAUCACUUUUUCUUUUCUACCUGGGAAUCACACAUACACACGUAUACAGGUGGACCUCAUCUUCUGACCCAAGAUGGCCGCGUUGCCAUAGAAACGUCACACUCUCGGCACGAAUUGUGCUGCUUUUGAGGAUUUUUUUGUUUGUUUUGGUUCAUGUUUUUGUUGCAGAUUUUGUUUGGAUUGUGUUGAGUUUGUUGUCGUUAGUUUUCCAAAUGUGCAUCGACAGGAAAUUUCUUGUUUUCUCGGCUUGUUUUUUCCACUGGAACUGCUAAGUAGAUUUGGUUUCUUUGUUUUCCACGGAGUAUGAGGUUAUUUAAAAAAAUAAAAAUUAAAAAAAAAAUCAACACGAGACUGCAUAAUCUGAAAAUGAAGAAAUUCGAAGCUGCUGGACUUUGGAAAUAUUGGAUAUUUUUGACUUCAUCACAAUUUUUCUUGGGAAAAUAAAAAUGGAAAUCUGUGUUGAUUGACGUUUGACAUCAGCAAAUAGUGAGGACGCAAAUGCUGGAUCGAUUGGAGCUGAACACAACCUCGUCACACCUUUCGGAUUUUGUUUUUUAUGCUUCCGUUAUUUUCUUGGCAAUUUUUGUGGUUAGUUGAAUUUGUAUGUGACGUCUCGUUUGUUUGUUUUUCCCGCUCUGGACAAACGCAACUUGAUUAAAAAGGAGGAGAGAAAAAAAUGGCAAUUUUCAUGUGUGAU